UCAGUGUGGUGCCGACGCUGCGUGCGGCGCGGGUUACCCAGAGUGCUCCGCGCGGGGGCUGCUCACUGGAGUUUGGUUCUCGAAGCGGCGGCAGCAGCGGCGACGGCUCCGGCGGCUCCUCCUCCUCCUCUGGUGGCGGCGGCGCCCCGGGCCUGAGCCCCGGCCCCGGCUCCCCUCUCCGCCACCCCGCGCGCCCCCACUUCCCCCGGUGCCGCGGGGAACAUGAGGCUCCGCUCCCGGAGGCCGGCGAGUGAGUGACCCCCGUCCGCCGCCUCAGCCCGCCCGCCCGCUGGCCCGGCCGCUCCCCCCCGCCUCGCCCAGGCAAUGACAGCGGCUCCGCCGUCUCCGCAGCAGAUCAGGGACCGGCUGCUGCAGGCCAUCGACCCCCAGAGCAACAUCCGGAACAUGGUGGCGGUGCAGGAAGUCAUCUCCAGCCUGGAGAAAUACCCCAUUACCAAAGAGGCACUGGAGGAAACCCGACUUGGGAAGCUCAUCAACGACGUCCGCAAGAAGACGAAGAACGAGGAGCUCGCCAAGCGGGCCAAGAAGCUGCUGCGGAGCUGGCAGAAGCUCAUCGAGCCCGUGCACCAGAAUGAGGCUGCACUGCGGGGGCUGGCGGGUGCCCCCGGCUCGGCCAACGGGGGCGCCCAUAACUGCCGGCCAGAGGCAGGGGCGGGCGGCCCGCCCAAGAGCAUCCAUGACCUGAAGAACCGCAAUGACAUCCAGAGGCUGCCCGGGCAGCGGCUGGACAGGCUGGGCAGCCGCAAGCGCCGGGGGGACCAGCGCGACCUCGGUCACCCUGGGCCACCUCCCAGGGUCUCCAAAGUGAGCCACGACUCCCUGGUAGCCAACUCGUCCCCCCUUCCCACCAAUGGGAUCAGUGGGAGCCCUGAGAGCUUCCCCGGCCCCCUGGACAGCAGCGGGCACGUGGGCCCCGAGGGCAGCCGCCUGGAGCACAGCGAGAAUGACAAGCACAGUGGCAAGAUCCCCGUCAAUGCCGUGAGGCCACACACCAGCUCCCCGGGUCUGGGCAAGCCCCCCAGGCCCUGCCUGCAGACGAAGGCUGUGGUGCUGCAGCAGCUGGACAGGGUGGACGAGACUCCAGGUCCCCCCCACCCCAAGGGGCCGCCUCGCUGCUCUUUCAGUCCCCGGAACUCACGGCACGAGGGCUCCUUUGCCCGGCAGCGGAGCCCGUACACAUACAAGGGCUCCAUGCCCAGUCCCUCGCCUCGGCCCCAGUCACUUGAUGCCACACAGGUGCCGUCACCGCUUCCGCUGGCCCAGCCGUCCACGCCCCCCGUGCGGCGGCUCGAGCUGCUGCCCAGCGCAGAAAGCCCGGUGCGCUGGCUGGAGCAGCCUGAGGGCCACCAGCGGCUCGCGGGGUCGGGCUGCAAGGCAGGGCUGCCACCGGCCGAGCCCCUCCUGCCCCGGGCAGGCUUCUCCCCGGACUCCUCCAAGGCAGACAGCGAUGCUGCCUCCUCCGGUGGCUCGGACAGCAAAAAGAAGAAGAGGUACCGGCCUCGUGACUACACGGUUAACUUGGACGGGCAGGUGGCCGAGGCAGGUGUCAAGCCUGUCCGGUUAAAAGAGCGGAAGCUCACCUUUGACCCCAUGACGAGACAGAUCAAACCUCUGACCCAGAAAGAGCCAGUGCGGGCCGACAGCCCUGUGCACACGGAGCAGCCGAGGACAGAGCUGGACAAGCCCGAGGCCAAGGCCAGCCUCCAGAGCCCUUUUGAACAGACGAACUGGAAGGAGCUGUCGCGCAACGAGAUCAUCCAGUCCUACCUGAGCCAGCAGAGCAGCCUGCUCUCGUCGUCGGGUGCACAGACCCCGGGCGCUCACCACUUCAUGUCCGAGUACCUGAAGCAGGAGGAGAGCACUCGGCGCGGGGCCCGGAAGCCGCACGUGCUGGUGCCUCACAGCCCACCCACGGACCUCCCAGGGCUAAGCCGUGAGGUCACGCAGGACGAUCUGGACAGGAUCCAGGCCCAUCAGUGGCCGGGGGUGAACGGGUGUCAUGACACACAGGGUAACUGGUAUGACUGGACGCAGUGCAUAUCGCUCGACCCGCACGGCGACGACGGGCGGUUGAACAUUCUGCCUUAUGUCUGCUUGGACUGACUGGCCUGUCGGGCUCUAAGUGCAUUCCCACCUUGCAGUCAGCCAUAGAGCCCGGCGCCUCCAGUGGUUGGGAAUCCGGAGGGUGGGGGGAGGUCCGGCCUGGGGUGGGAGGGAGAGGGAACGAGAGUCUCUAGGUCUCUCUGUGCUCUUCCCUCAAAAUUCUCCUUCUUUUGUGAAAUGCUGCUACCAGUUUACUAACAAAAUUGCAAAGGAAGGACCGCGUGGAAGGAAGGCCAGCAAAGUGAGUUCAGAACUCUAUAGCAAACUAGCUAUAAAAAGCGUUAGCCCCCCACCCCGGAAGAGGUGUGGACGCUUCCCAGCCCCCGGUGAGCUGGGACCUCAGUUGCAGGCAGGCACAGAAAACCUGUGGAAGAGGUUACCUUUAACACAGCAACAGAAGCACGCAUCUCAUCUCUGCAUUUUCUGUUUUUUAACAUGGCCCUGAGUGUUUGAGGCAGUGGGCAACGCUGUGGCCUCUGUUUGCACCCCACCUGGCCAGCUUUUCCAUCAUGGUGCCAGAAGCUUCUCAGCUGUAGCGAGCUGCUGGCAUCAGGCAGGCCAGCUUGCCAGCCAGUUUGACCCAUGCUCCCUGGGCGUCCACACAUUUGUAUCUGGUUUCAGUUACAACCCAAUUUUUAAAGAAAUGCUGCAAAAAUUUAAGUUUUCUGGAGUUUAUUUUACCCCCCUCUUCCAUCUGACCAUCAAACGAAUAACGUUCCUUGUUCCUCCCUCUUCAUUUUCCCCUUCCUGCACAUAUCUAGAAAAGUUCACCUUUCUAGAGUCUCCUCCCCAGAAAACACAAAAGUAACCGUGGGUGCUACUGGUGUGUAAGCUGUACUGUUGGGUGAGAAGAGACCUGUCUGUACGCUGGAAACACUCAUAACCAUUCCUUUAGAUUCGUUUGCCUUAUGGUUAUUUGUCAUAAACGCGAUUUGCAAAAACAAGGAGCCUUAGUGAAUGUACAGUACCUAGACUUCUGUGUUCUCAGGACGCAGAAGGGAGCAACUUUGCUAUUUGGUCCAGUAAAUGGACACCUUGUGAUAUAAAUGUGGAAAUAAAAAAAAAAAAACAUUUGCACAAA
Messenger RNA from Orcinus orca (killer whale), 3205 nucleotides. RefSeq names its product mediator complex subunit 26 (gene MED26). The coding region runs from base 325 to 2124 and encodes 599 amino acids. The record is from RefSeq and is a predicted model, not a curated record. The transcript has 3 exons. Gene Ontology annotation, cellular component: nucleus; mediator complex; core mediator complex. Gene Ontology annotation, biological process: positive regulation of gene expression; regulation of transcription by RNA polymerase II. Gene Ontology annotation, molecular function: transcription coregulator activity. Lineage: Eukaryota; Metazoa; Chordata; Mammalia; Artiodactyla; Delphinidae.